Molecule: messenger RNA, 624 nt
Organism: Carica papaya (papaya)
Lineage: Eukaryota; Viridiplantae; Streptophyta; Magnoliopsida; Brassicales; Caricaceae
Source: RefSeq, a predicted model, not a curated record
UCCUCUCCUUCUCCACCUAACGAAUUUAACUCCUUUAUUUUCUCCCCUCUAAAACCUUCCGUGUCGGUAGAAAAAAUCCCGUGGAGAUCGCCGAGAACCCUAAAUCAUUUCUUUUUUUGCCUUGUAAUAAUCAAAAAGAAGAAGUUUGAGAGAAGAUGCUGCAGCUGUUAUUCACUCUAGCAUUCUCUGCGGUGCCGCUGACUCUGUAUAUUCCUCCGGUAAGAAGCCUGAAUCUGUUUGUGGAAACUAUGGAGGAGCUUUUCAGAGAGUCAAGAAUGUAUACUAAUAGACUCUAUCCACGUGCUCGGCACGUCUGGUCCAGGUUCUUGGAUUGUAUGCUUUGCAACUGGAGGCUAGAUUAGAUUAAACUUAAUUUUCAAAAUUCUAUGCAUAUAUAGAUUUUUUAUUUGAUUUCUCACUAAAAUGUUUUCUUCUUUUGAUUUGAUCGCGGAAUUUUUUUGAAAUUUAUGUAAUUGUAUGAGUAAUUGCGUAUCGCUGUUUAUAUUGACCAAUGAAGAAGACGGUCUUGUUUCUUCUUUUCAAUUUCUUGCCGUUCUUCUUCCAUGUUUGGAAGAAAUAUGUUUAGAAUUUAUGGAACGUUGAUUGCAAAUGAAUUCUUGCGAA